GGAUAAUGCGUGGACGGGAAAAAAGAGUAGCAACACUUCUUCUAUCUCCUCCAUACACUCAGAACUCAGGCUUCUACCUCUCAUGACCAUUUGAAUCCAUCCUUCGCUCUUCCUCCUUCAAUGGCGAGAACCCUAAUUUCAUCCUCGCCAUUUAUCGGAACUGUUCUUCCAUCGAAAUCCUCUCGUUAUGGACUCUAUUCUCUUCCUCAUCGAAGCAAGUUUAUAAGCACAACUGUGAAAUUCAGUUUUCAGCAAAUUCCUCCGAUUUCUUCAAUCGAAAGUUCUAUCAAUUUGAGCGAAGCUUACAGUAAAGCUGAAAGUAUUCUUUAUACUCUCGCUGAUGCCGCCGUUUCUGCUUCUCCCGACGCUUCUGGAGCUACUGUUCAGAAAAGUGGUGGCUGGUUCGGGUUUAUUUCCGACGCCAUGGAAGUCGUUUUGAAGGUUAUGAAGGACGGGCUUUCAGCUUUACACGUGCCUUAUUCAUAUGGAUUUGCAAUCAUAUUGCUUACUGUCCUCGUAAAAGUUGCAACUUUUCCUUUGACAAAGCAACAAGUUGAAUCAACGUUGGCAAUGCAGAAUCUUCAACCAAAGAUAAAAGCCAUACAAGAAAGAUACAAAGGAAAUCAGGAAAGAAUACAACUCGAGACAUCACGUCUUUAUAAGCAGGCUGGGGUUAAUCCAUUGGCAGGCUGUCUGCCUACUUUGGCAACAAUACCAGUGUGGAUAGGAUUGUAUCAAGCUCUUUCGAAUGUAGCUAAUGAGGGGCUGUUUACAGAAGGAUUUUUUUGGAUUCCUUCUUUGGGGGGACCAACUACAAUUGCUGCACGUCAAAGUGGUGCUGGUGUCUCCUGGCUCUUUCCUUUUGUGGAUGGUCAUCCACCUCUGGGAUGGAAUGAUACUGCAGCCUAUCUUGUUUUGCCUGUCUUGCUUGUCGUCUCACAAUAUGUUUCAAUGGAGCUUAUGAAGCCUCCGGAGACUGAUCCAGCUCAGAAGAAUUCACUUCUCAUCCUCAAGUUCCUUCCCCUCAUGAUUGGUUAUUUUUCAUUAUCCGUCCCAUCCGGAUUAUCCAUAUACUGGUUUACAAAUAAUGUCCUUAGUACUGCACAGCAGGUAUGGCUGCGCAAGUUAGGUGGCGCAACGCCUGUUGUGAAUAAGAAUGCCAGUGGAAUUAUUAGUGCUGGAAAGGCAAAGCGAUCUGCUUCCCAACCUGCUCAGCUUGAUGACAGGUCAAGACAAUUUAACGAAGCAGCAAGAGGGCAACAUAUGAGCAAAGCACUGCCAGAUGAUCAGGCAUCUGUAUCUGGUUCUGAAAUGGGGUUAGAUGAGGAAUCCAAAGAAACAGAUGAAUUAGAAGAGGCGUAUGCGUCAAGUGGCAGCAAGCAGAUUCCCAAAUAUUCCUCUCCAAAGAAGAGCAAGCGAUCAAAGCGAAAGCGUGUGGGUUGACUGCAUUAGUUGUAUGUAGUUUCUAUUCAGUUUUGUAUAUCUAAUGAAAUGAUACCCUAGUCAGUGUCAUAGUGGCUGUUUUAUUGGCUAUUUGUGUGUUACAAAGCUGCUCAUUUGCUAUCACCCCUUCCAUGUAAUUGGGUUGACCACAUUUUUGUAAAACCAAAUUGUUACAGUAUCUAAUAGAAUCAAAAGCUACCAUAUUCCUCUA
Messenger RNA from Beta vulgaris subsp. vulgaris (sugar beet), 1654 nucleotides. Its product is annotated as inner membrane protein PPF-1, chloroplastic. The record is from RefSeq and is a predicted model, not a curated record. Gene Ontology annotation, cellular component: chloroplast thylakoid membrane. The transcript is spliced from 11 exons. The coding region runs from base 121 to 1443 and encodes 440 amino acids. Gene Ontology annotation, molecular function: membrane insertase activity. Gene Ontology annotation, biological process: thylakoid membrane organization; protein localization to chloroplast; protein insertion into membrane. Lineage: Eukaryota; Viridiplantae; Streptophyta; Magnoliopsida; Caryophyllales; Amaranthaceae.